Molecule: messenger RNA, 1411 nt
Organism: Hydra vulgaris (swiftwater hydra)
Lineage: Eukaryota; Metazoa; Cnidaria; Hydrozoa; Anthoathecata; Hydridae
Source: RefSeq, a predicted model, not a curated record
CCAUCUUUAUUACUUCGAAAAUCAUCUCAAGAUAUAUUUAAUAAAGAGAUAAAUCUAGAGCGUUCAUUUACUAUUCAAAGAAAACCUAAUUUAAAAAAGUACAUUUAAUUUAUUGCAAAUGAGUACGUUGUACAUAACUCUAUGCCACCAUAAUUUAUAUCCUGGAUUUUUGUUUGGUAUCAUAUUAUUACUUGCAAGUUACAGAUCAGUAAAAGGGUGUUUUUGGCAAGAAAAUAUUAUGCCAGACAAUCUUGGCAAUAUAGCUUCAAUUUCAAGUAAUACUCAAAAUGACUGUUGUCAAUAUUGUCUUGACAGCUUUAAUGACACCUUGGCUGCGUUUUAUAAAGAUUUUGUCUGCACAUGUUUAAAAAUAUCUCAUAUUACAGUUCCAUUUAAUGGAAGCUUUUAUACAUAUAUAACAAGAGAUCCUAUAAGGCUUAACCAAGGAGAAUAUGAAUGCGGCCGUCGUGGAACCUUCAAUUUACUAACUCUUCACUAUGUCAUAAGCCAGUAUGAGUUAUAUUAUGUGCAAUUUAUUAACAUGGAUCUUAAUUCAAACUUUUCAACCUCAGUCUUAAUGUUGACACCAAAUAAAAACCAAAUAAAUUAUGAAUAUGCUACUGUUGGAGUUUCCAUUUCAGCAACUCGUCACAGUUCUGUUAAUUUCUUUCAAGAUUUAACUUAUACAUUUUUGGUUGGCUUUGUAAACAUAACAACUCAGUUUGCAAUUUCAUAUACACGAUUUGCAUAUAAUACACAAAGACUUAUUGUUUAUCUUAAACCCUUUAAAGUUGUGGCAAAUGUAAAGAAUAGUCAAGCUGCUGCUUGGGUUCAUGAUGUUUAUGCUUAUUAUUCGAUAAAACAAAAUGCUUUUUCAUCUGUAUGUAGCAUAAAAAAUGAUUAUGAUAACUCAACAGCAGAUUCAGAAAAUGUUACUUUUGAAAUUUACUUUAAUGCAAAAUUAAUGAGAUACAAAGAACAUAACUUUGUAGUGAGUGGAAUGAUGUCUAACGUGACAGCUCAACUGUUUGUAGAAACAAAUAAGUUUAAAAUAACUAUCCCAAGAUUACGAAAUGGUGUAUACAUUAUGAUGAAUGUCUUAUUUUACUCUUUAACGAAAAGCCAACAAAAGUUUGAAUCUUUAUAUCAUGAGAUCUCAGCUAUAACCUAUCAGAAUGGAACACCCGUUCAAACAUUAGUACAUUAUAAUAAGCUGUAUUCAAAUUUUGUAGUGCAGAAACAAGCCAGAAACCGUAAAUUUGUUGGCGAUAAAUUUUCACUGCUUCAUUUCAAUAACGUCUUUCUUGUGUGUGAAAGCGCAAGAGAUAGAUCAAGAAAUUAUUGUGGAAUUUUGUCACUUGAAGAUAUAACAACAUUUACAAUUUCUGAAGAAAUUAGUUGUCAAACAUAG